Molecule: messenger RNA, 2627 nt
Organism: Macadamia integrifolia
Lineage: Eukaryota; Viridiplantae; Streptophyta; Magnoliopsida; Proteales; Proteaceae
Product: PHD finger protein EHD3
Exons: 7
Coding region: 175-2205 (676 amino acids)
Source: RefSeq, a predicted model, not a curated record
AACCAGUCGCUUAACUCUUCCAACAUCAAGAUAGAGAGCCUCUCUCUUUGUUUUCAAAAUUUAAAAACUUCUCCGAGGAGUUGCAGAGUGAACGGAUGAGGUUUUAGAGGUAUGGGUAUCUUGUUUCUGUGAUGUCUUCGCCUCCAUUGGUGUUCCAGAAAUAUUGAUUAUUGGAUGUUAUUGAGGUUGAAUCUCGAUUCAGUAUGGUGGUACCUUUGUGAAACCCUAACUUGGGGCAGAAAGGGUUCUAGAUUUGUUUUUUAUGCUACUUGGAAAAUGAUGGUUGAAGAGAGAAAAAUUGAUGGUGGUUCUCUGGGCUGCUCUGCGUUGGUUCCUUGUGGGAAUGGUGCUGCCCUUAAUGGAUAUACAUUUGGGUCUGAAGGGCUUAAUACUGAUGUGAGCUUCGGGGACUAUUCAGAUGAGGGAUUACGUACUUACAAGCGUCGGAAACACUUGAGGCUGACCGCAGGUACUAAUCUGCAAGAAUAUGGAAGAUUUCCUUCUGAUGCGGCAAGUCAAGCUGACCAGUCUGUAAUGAAGUCAAAGGACAUAAUUCUACACAGGAAUUCCUAUGAGCUAGAUGGUUGUUCUAGAGUAGACAUCCCUGUUCUUCUAGAUGGUUCAGAUGAUUGCUCAAAUGGGCACUGGAGGAAUAUCGUACUUGAACUCAUCUUACAGUCCAUGAGUGUGAGUGAAGGUGGUAUUCAGAGCUGCAUCCAGGAAGCAGUCAUGUCCAGUUCCUGUAUUAUGUCUAAGAUAAAUUGUGCCUACCCUAAAAUUGCAUGGACCCAAGAACUUGGUCACUUCCAUGAAAACAGCCUUAAGACUGAGUCGCAGUUAAACGAGGACUCAAAAGUUCCAGACAGAUCUCAGAGUGUUUGUAAGGAGCAUGAGAAUGCUACUUCAAAUGGAUCCCAAAACGAGGCAAACGACCAAGCAGAUGUUCAUCAUGUCACUGAAUUGUGCCAGCAUGUUCUUCACAAUGUUAUGGUUUCGGAGAAGUUUGAUUUGUUGUGUAAGUUGCUAUGUGAAAAUUUCCAAAUCCAAGAGAUCAAGUUGGCCAACUUUCUAGAUUUUAGCGUCAUGAACUCCAGGAUGAAAGAUGGGGCUUAUGAACAGUCUCCUGUCCUCUUCUCUACAGACCUUCAACAGGUGUGGCAUAAGAUUCAGAAGAUUGGUAAUGAAAUGGUUAUUCUUUCAAAGGGUCUUUCAGAUAUAUCAAAGAACUCCUACAGUGCACUGGUUGGAGGGUCGAUACAUGGCGCUUAUGAAGAAGGGAAAAACGAGGAGAUCAAUCAUGUUGGUGAUGAACAAAAUGCUGAAAAACGAUUUUCUGUCCCAGAAUCUGACCAUGAAACUAAGCUGGAACAAGCAGAUGUACGUGGCACAGGAAAGAUAAAUAACUGCAGGCAAUGUGGUGUCAAAGCAGAUGGGAAAGAUCGCCUUGUUUGUGAUUCAUGUGAGGAGAUGUACCAUGUCUCUUGCAUUGAACCUGCUCUUGAAGAGAUCCCAUCAAGAAGCUGGUAUUGUGCCAACUGCACUGCAAGUGGGGUUGAAUCUCCACAUGAGAAUUGUGUUGUAUGUGAGAGGCUCAAUGAUGCCAGGACCCAUACCAAUGGAAGCGGGGAGACACUUCCAAUGGAAGAAGACAUGCUAAGUGAUUUGGAGGAGAGUUCAGAUUGUAGUAUGAAAGCUGAAGAUGGGCUUCAGUUGUCCAAUAGAAACAGAAGACUACGCUAUUGCAAACUAUGUGGAAUUGGGGAAGAGGAUAACCGACGAUUGCGGAUAUGUGGACAUCCCCAGUGCCCUAACAAAUACUACCAUCUCAGAUGCUUGACAACUGAACAAUUAAAAUCCUUUGGUCCCCGUUGGUACUGCCCUUCUUGUCUUUGUAGAGCUUGCCUCACUGAUCAAGAUGAUGAAAAAAUUGUUCUCUGUGAUGGCUGUGAUCAUGCUUACCACAUUUAUUGCAUGGAACCACCAUGUACUUCAAUUCCAAGUGGAAAAUGGUUUUGCAGCCAAUGUGAUGUUGGGAUCCAAGCAAUACAUAAGGCAAAGAGGGCAUAUGAGAAUUAUCUCGAGAAACACCAGAGGAAGAAAUUAGGUGGAUCAAAUGAAGCAGUUGGAUCAGUGGAUAUGCUGUUAAAUGCUGCUGAGAAGCUGAAAUGUGAGGAGAAAUUAGCCGCCACCAGGAAGAAAAGAUAGGUAGAGCAGAGUUUCUUAUAAGGAAGAAAGGCAAAAGAGAAAGGAAAGUAUAGCUUGUUCUAUUAUUCAUGAUGGUGAAUGUGGUCGUGUAUCAACAUCCUUAUCUGGCCGCUGUGUAGAAGUAUGGUGUGUGGCUCAUAGUUCGAUUGAAUGGGCUGCUACUUGAGCAUCAUUAUCAGUGACAAUCAUUUUUUGUUGGAGAAAGGGACAGGAGCCAUUCUCAUUAAGAAGCGGGGGUGCAAGAGCGAUGAAGAUUUAUAUUACUUGCCUGAGUGCAAUGGUAAGAAAGUAAAGCUUUGUGACAUACGUUACAAGGCUGGCUGGUGAAUUGUUGUAAAAUUAAGAAUUUGUUAUCAAAAUAACUUGUUACUUCGUGAUGAAAAAUUUGAAGAUGUUUUUGAGAUGAAAUCUUGUUGAUCUCA